CAUUCCAAUUAAGUCAUCAUUUCAUCAACUAAUGCAAAUAAGCAAAAUCUUCAUCUUCCUUCCUGGUUCCUCUCUAUUGUCUCAACUUUACCUCCCAAAUACUAGCAGAGAUAUUCCCUUCAAAAAAAACACAAAGAAAAAAAUACUAGCAGAGAUAGAAAAGUUGGAAUCUUUACUCUUAUCUCUCUUCAUUCCUCAUUCCUCACUCAACCAUAACUCCAGUUGCAUGUCAAUUGCAAACUUGCAAUCAAACAACUUUUUUGUUAAUUGAAUUCGUUGAUUAGAUUUCUGGGCACCUCCAAAUUAACUUCAGUGGGAUCCAACUUUAAAUUCACCAUGCUUUAACCGCCAAGGUGGGAUCCAUUAGUGGUGGUAUCGGAGCCAAUUUUAAUAUACUUCCAUUUGUGGCGGCAAAUCUCCAAAUUGAUUUUUUGAUUGAGCCGACUUUCAACAGACAAGUAUUUUUGGUAAUGGAUCGCUCUUGGAUGUAUGGUAAACGCGACACACUUGUGUACUUGAACGGGGUUAAGGAGUUCUGUAGACAUGCCGAAGAACACCAAAAGAGUAGUGGUGAUGAUCAAAUUUAUUGCCCUUGUCGUGACUGCUUUACUUUAGAGAGGUUUAGUGAUAUUAAAAUCAUAUAUGAUCAUCUGAUUCGUCGUUGGUUUUGGCAAGCAUACCAUGUGUGGUUACGACACGGUGAGAAACUAGUUUCCAAGGAACCUUUUAGUGAAAAUGAUAUUCAGCAGGAGAGUGAUGAGAGUGAACCCGAGAGCUGUGAUAAUAAUGUUGGGGAUGAAGACAAUGAUUUUGAGGAAGAUCACAUGGAUGAGAUGAUGGACGGGGUAGGAGAUCAUUUGAAUGAAAUCAAUGAACAGGGAAGCAAACGAGGCAGGGGUCCGUCAAAAGGGGUUCAAGUCAAAGAGCCCAUGUUUCUUGAGUAUGAUGAACUUGGUCAGCCUGCGGGUAAGUGGGAGCAUGUGUGGGAAGCAGCUUGGCUACAAUGCUCUUAAAAUUAACAUUAAUGUCAAGUCAUAUCGAAUAGUGCCUGAAGCUGUCAAGAAAACAUUCUGGGAUGAGACAAAGGCUUUGUUCCAUAUUGAAGAUGGUCCCAAAAGGGAAAAGGAAAAGUUGUUUCAUUCUGGUGUAGCUCGCCGAUUCAGAUGUUAUAAAUCUAGGUUAGUUGGUCGUUGGAUUUCUAAGACAAGGAAGACUCCGGAAAAGAGUGCUCACAUUAUGCCCUGGGAGGUUUACAAGGGUUACAUCACAAAAGAGGAUUGGAAAUUUUUUGAAGCAGAUCAUACCACUAACGAGGCGAAGGCUAUAAGUGAGAAAGCAAGGGAGAGUGCGAAACAUAACAAACAUCAUCAUCACUUGGGGCAGAAGAGUUACAAGAGGAGCAAAGAACAGUGGAUCAAGGAUGGAAGAUGUCCCAAUGACACUGAUGGAUCAUCAUCUAGUAGAAUUGCUAAAUGAGGCCUAGAGUGGAUUUUGGCAAGAGAAGAGCGUGAAGGAGGAACUUGGAUUAUCAAGAAUGAUGAUACACGGAAAGAUGCCAAAAAAUAUGAGGAAUACAUGCAGCAACCGACCCAAGGGACUUUAAUCCCACAACGGAAUGUGGAUGCCUUGUGCAUGGCUCUUGGGAAAGAAGAUCAUCGUGGCUUUGUCUGUGGAGUUGGGGGACUAAACAUCAGCUAUCGAAAGGCCUUUGGCAAGCCAGACCGGAGGGGCACUGGAUUGAGACUCAAUCAGCAGUCAAUGGAGGAAAUCAAGGAGGAGGUCAAAGCUUCCUUAAUGGAGGAAUUUGAACAGAAGUUGAAAGACGUGGAGAGCCAGGUCAGGGAGCAACUACUCUCCAUGAUGCAGCAGAAUGGCGGUCUAAAAUUUCCCGAAGACUCCGACUUGUCCCAAACCCCCGGUUCUGAUCUACCACCACCAAUGUUGAAGGAAGCUACAUCAGAAAACAACAAGUCUAAUGGGAAGAGCAAAGAAAAACUUAACAUUAACGCCCUUAAAUCAGGGGAGUCAGCCACCAAUGUCAAAGGACCUAUACAACAAGUUAGGGAAGACAUACUUGCAUCGGUUGGUGAGAAAAGUAAGCUCUUGAAUUUGCAACAUGUCAUGGAGAGUCAACCCGAGCUUUAUGGUGUCACGGCAGUUCACCUGGAUGCUAAGGUGUUCCACUUCGAAAAAGACGCUGAAACUUUUGUCACAGCGGAGGAUAUUACCCUAUUACUUAGAGGGGCAAGGCUGAACAUUUCCGUUGUUCAACUCUUCAUGAUGUUUCUGAUUGACCAGUACAAAUCUUCAUUUGAUUCGUCACAUAUUGGGUUUCUUUGUCCCGAAAGAAUAGAAGCAUCAAACGUCCGUCACCACCAUAAAGUCACCUCAAAUUACAUGAGCAACGUUUUCUUAUCCAGUAGGGAUAGGGGUGAUGCCGGAAACCAACUCAUAUUGGCCCCAUAUUUUGAAGAGGAGCACUGGAUGCUCAUCGUUAUUAACCUUACAUGCGGCAAAGCCUUCAAGUUCGAUUCCUCCAAGUCUGAAAAGGAGCGAUCUUUGACCAUAAAAGAUUGUUUGGAUAUGGCUUAUAACGUCUAUGAAGUUCAAGGUAGGAAGGGGCGCAGCUCUAAACUGAAAUGGUUUUCUAUUAAGUGUGCUCAACAAACCGGAGGUGCUGAGAGUGGCUAUUAUGUCAUGAAAUUUAUGCAUGAGAUAGUCACAAUGUACAAUGACUGUCAAAAUAUGGAAAAGGAUUACCAAAGAGGAGAUGAGCCCUACAAUGAUGAGGAAAUCAAUGAGGUUCUAGAGCAAUGGGCAGUCUUUUUUGAAGACAAGUAUUUGGAAAAAUCUUUUUAGUAAAAUUCUUCAAAAUGAUUGUGCUGUUUAUAAUGUUCUGAUUGGUGAGUUAACCAAUAUGGUGAUCUAGAAACUGUUUGACAAGAUGUGAAAAGAAGACAUUCCGUCAGACCUGAAAUCGGUUUAUGUGCUUAUUGACUGUCUAAUCAUGGCAGGGAACUAGAUUAUGCUUGACAGCUUGAGACUGUUUUCAGGAACUAAGAUUGCAGGAUCAUGAUCCAUUUUUGCCCAUAUAUUACAACCUUAUGAUCAUAGGCGAAGAGGGUCUGGAAGGAUAAGUGAUGUUCUCAUUCUUUAAAGUGAGCAGCCUUUUUCUGUAACUUAAAUUGCUGCAAAGAAGGGUUAUUAACCUGGUUUCAUGACUUGUAUUCUCACAAUUGCUUGAUACUGCAGCAAAAAAUCGCAGGAAUGAGAGAGGAAUCAGGAAACCUUUAUGAUGAGUCUAGUGUAUUUACAUUUAGCAGGGAAGUAUAGGAACUUCCGAUAUCCCCCACCAUUUUCAUGCUAAUGAAGCCCCAAAAUGGCUGGGACUUGUAAAUUUCCGGUUUCUAGAACCUGAGCCAUUUCUGUGCUACAUAGUUAUUUAGUAUAAAUGUACUUCGUAUAAUGCUUUUGUUUGAUGGAUCACACUUCUCAAGAAGCUAAAACUAAGUAGCAUUUGUUUACCAUAUAAA
This is a messenger RNA of Spinacia oleracea (spinach), 3533 nucleotides long. RefSeq lists its product as uncharacterized. NCBI's taxonomy places the organism in Eukaryota, Viridiplantae, Streptophyta, Magnoliopsida, Caryophyllales, Amaranthaceae. Gene Ontology annotation, biological process: proteolysis. The coding region runs from base 1576 to 2859 and encodes 427 amino acids. Gene Ontology annotation, molecular function: cysteine-type peptidase activity. The record is from RefSeq and is a predicted model, not a curated record. The transcript is spliced from 11 exons.